Molecule: messenger RNA, 396 nt
Organism: Penicillium odoratum
Lineage: Eukaryota; Fungi; Ascomycota; Eurotiomycetes; Eurotiales; Aspergillaceae
Exons: 1
Coding region: 1-396 (131 amino acids)
Source: RefSeq, a predicted model, not a curated record
AUGGCAAAGCGACCUUACCGUGCUCCUGUGGAACGGGCUCUCUAUACAGCCCAGCUCGCGGUGGUGUACUACUCAGGCCUUAUGCUAUUUCAUCGGCGCAUGCUAUACGAAGACAGCCCAAUGGAGGUUUCACAUUUCGAAGCCCUCUCUACCAUACCUCAUAUUGCACAUGAGGCCUUUGCCCACAAUAAAAGGAACAUGUCUCCUUUUUCGUGGGGACUCGAGAUGGCAGCGAUUGAGACAAAUGAUCCUAUCUACAGGGGCUGGAUUGGGGAUCGGCUUUUGGAGGCACGUAAUUAUUAUCGCCACAGUGUUAUUGCCAGUGAGAAUUCGGACCAGAUGAUACGAUCAGACAGUGGCUAUAAGGCAUUUCACUCGGAAUAUAUGCACAGAUAG